GGAGUGGAGACGCGUCGAGGGCGCGCCGGGCGCCGUCGCUCAUCGCCGCUCGGAGGCUUGGGAACAGGAGGGAUCGAUUCCGCCCUCGAUCCUGCCGCCGGGAGCUGCCUGGACCUCGCCUGUCUUGCAAGCCCGACCCUUCUUCCCCAGCUUGGAGGCGCUCUGCACAUGCUCAGAGGGAGACUCGCCUGCCCAAGGGUUUUUCUGCAGGGAGGUGCAAGGAGCACGCCGGAAGAAGAGGCUGGGAUAAAGAAGGAAGGGGCUGCGUAGUUCAGGGGUUUGCAUGCACAAGAAGGUCCCGAGUUCGAGUCCUGACAUCUCCAGCACCUCCCACGCCAUUUGUCGCUGCCGCCACCACGAUUCCCUUGUCUCGCUUUUGGCAUGAGCAGCAGCUGACGUAGCCUUUUCAGACCGCCCCAGCCCAGCCUGUGCCCCGGCGAGAGCCCCUGGGGAUGUACAACGAGAGCAGCCUGCAGGUUGCGAUGGAUUACGUCGGCGACAACGACACGUUGCCCGAGUACCCUCUGCACCUCUUCCCCGCGCCUCUCCUCACCGGCGUCACCAUCACCUGCGUGCUCCUCUUUGUGGUCGGGAUCCUGGGCAACGUGAUGACGAUGCUGGUGGUCUCCAGGUUCCGGGACAUGCGGACCACCACCAACCUGUACCUGUCGAGCAUGGCUUUCUCGGACCUCCUGAUCUUUCUCUGCAUGCCCCUGGACCUCUUCCGCCUCUGGCAGUACCGGCCCUGGAACCUCGGCGACCUCCUGUGCAAGCUCUUCCAGUUUGUCAGCGAGAGCUGCACGUACUCCACCAUCCUCAACAUCACGGCCCUGAGCGUGGAGAGGUAUUUGGCCGUCUGCUUCCCGCUCUGGGCCAAGGUGGUCGUCACCAAGGGCAAAGUCAAGCUGGUCAUCCUGGUGCUGUGGGCCGUAUCCUUUGCCAGCGCCGGGCCCAUCUUCGUCUUGGUCGGGGUCGAGCAUGAGAACGGGACCAACCCGUCGGACACCAACGAGUGCCGGGCCACGGAGUACGCCAUCCAGUCGGGGCUGCUGACCAUCAUGGUGUGGACCUCGAGCGUCUUCUUCUUCCUGCCCGUAUUCUGCCUGACCGUCCUCUACAGCCUCAUCGUGAGGAAGCUCUGGAGGAGGAAGAAGAAGGACAUCGGGCCCAAGACAUCCAUCCGGGACAAGUACAACCGUCAGACGGUGAAAAUGCUAGCGGUGGUGGUCUUUGCUUUCAUCCUUUGCUGGUUGCCUUUCCACCUCGGACGUUACCUGUUUUCCAAAUCCUUUGAGGACGGAUCCUUGGAAAUAGCCGUCAUCAGCCAAUAUUGCAACUUGGUGUCUUUUGUCCUUUUCUACCUAAGUGCCGCCAUCAACCCAAUCCUGUACAACAUCAUGUCCAAGAAAUACCGGAAGGCGGCUUACAGGCUCUUCGGCAUCAAGACACACAGGAAGAAAAGGCUGUCGGGGUUGAAGGAGGGAGGGUCUCGAGUGUGGGCAGAGUCCAGUGUCAGACAAACAUGACGCCGCCGACCGGACCUAGCCGUCACCUAAAGCCACAAUAGAAGGGGAAAUAUAUUCAGGUUAAAGGAGCUCCCUGGUAGAC
This is a messenger RNA of Podarcis muralis (Common wall lizard), 1608 nucleotides long. It is a transcript of the gene GHSR, whose product is annotated as growth hormone secretagogue receptor. Gene Ontology annotation, molecular function: growth hormone secretagogue receptor activity. The record is from RefSeq and is a predicted model, not a curated record. Lineage: Eukaryota; Metazoa; Chordata; Lepidosauria; Squamata; Lacertidae. Gene Ontology annotation, cellular component: plasma membrane. Gene Ontology annotation, biological process: G protein-coupled receptor signaling pathway; hormone-mediated signaling pathway.